Caenorhabditis elegans is the source of this 1256-nucleotide messenger RNA. RefSeq names its product CHK kinase-like domain-containing protein (gene C50F4.1). The coding region runs from base 53 to 1141 and encodes 362 amino acids. Lineage: Eukaryota; Metazoa; Nematoda; Chromadorea; Rhabditida; Rhabditidae. The transcript has 5 exons. The record is from RefSeq and is marked reviewed.
AAGAAGGACAUAUCAGUGUUGGCAUUGUUGGUUGAUUCACAGAGAAGUUAUUAUGUUCAUCACUGCAUUAAUUGCAAAGGAACUUGGAUUGUCUCGAGUUAAAGAACUUAAUCCUACUGUCACUAUCAAUGGUGUCACAACCGUGGAGUUAGAGACAGCGGAGGGCCUCUUCCGAGUGCAUUUGGUGAGAGAUGAUCAAGAUGUUAUAGUGAAACUAGAGGAAGGAAGCAAGCUUGCCGCCUACUACAAUUCACUUUUCUGGCAUGAGAUAUCAACGUUUGAGAAGAUUCCUAUUCCAAGUGCACAUUUUAAUCGAUCGUUUGUUGUGACGGAAGAUGAAAACAAACAUUCUGUCUAUGUUACUCAAUUUUUGAAGAAAGGAAGUGUUCGUACCAAAUUGGGAUUACCAGAAUUGGAACAAGUUGCCUCACAGAUUGCAAAGUUACACGCUGUCAACUCAAAAACUAUCAAUAAACAAUUCUCACUCAAUGUGCAAGAAAAUUAUGGAAACAUCAUAUCAUUCAAAAAGAAAAUUCAAAAAGAAUUGAUUGAAGUGUUGGAAACAGCAGUAACUACUACAGAAGUUGCAGACUACUUCAUGAAUCCAUCCUCAGUUAUUGAAAAAGUUGGAAUUUUGACUCAUUACUUGGAAGAUUGGAAAGAUGAAGAUGCAGAUGAAAAGGAAAAACAUAAUGUUAUCGCACAUGGAAGAUUGACAGCUGAGAUUUGCAGAUUUGAUGAGGAUGGGAAUUUGGUAGAGAUCACAGAAUGGGAAAACAUUCAUCUUGGAAAUCCAGUGGAGGAUUUAGCAAAUUUGAUUGUUUCAUCUGCAGAUGUCGACAUUCGACGAAAAAAGUUCAUGAAAAUAUUUCAAGUCUAUUUUUAUGCACUUGUUGACUAUUACCCACCAAAGUAUCAACUGCAUGAUUUGAAAAGAUGGUUCCAGGAAUAUCAACCUACAGUUCUAAUCAAUGGAAUCGAGUCUCUACUUUUUACACUGAGUGAAGGUUCGGAUGACGUCAAACAAGAUGCUGCACGUCGAUGGGAGACAGCGUUGAAUGAUACUGUAGAUUUCUUGACUGGAAACUACAUUUCGGAUAAUGAGCACCCAUUUCUCUCACAAAAAGAGAAUGAUGAUUGAAGAAUAAGAUAACGUAUUUGCUUUUUUUUUCAAAGAAUCGAGAAUAAAUGACCGAAUUCAAAAAUAAAGAUUGGUCGUUUUUUCUUGGUGACGAAUGAAUAAAUCUUCAAUACAA